AAAACCUUCGACCUUGUUGCAAAGAGGAACCUCUAUAAGGCCCGAAACCUUGUAGAUUGCGGAAAAUAAUCAUUAUACACUGAAAAUUUCCUCGUGCAGCUUAGUUUUGCAUGAAGCUGCCCGCCUUCGGCAUUUGGGCUGAAGCGGGUCGCCACAGGCACUACCCAACAUAGGCUGUUCACAAGGCUCUCUAAUGGGCGCCAUUCAAUCAAAUCGAAAACCUUCCUACGAUGCGAGCGGCGAUGUCGAUUUCGACCAUUUCCAGAUCCUGCGAGCAAUUGGACGAGGUGCUUUUGGAAAGGUCUGCAUCGUUCAGAAGAAGGACACAAAGGCGAUGUAUGCAAUGAAAUACAUGAACAAAAAUGCUUGCAUUAAAAAGGAUGCUGUUCGAAAUGUGCUUCGCGAGUUGGAAAUUCUGAAGUUCCUCGAGCAUCCAUUCCUUGUGAAUCUAUGGUUCGCUUUUCAAGAUGAAGAAGACAUGUUUAUGGUGGUAGACCUUCUACUAGGAGGAGACAUUCGCUACCACUUGCAACAAGUAACGAAAUUUGAUGAACCAAGAGUCAAGUUAUAUCUCUGCGAACUUGGUCUUGCCCUCGGCUACUUGAGAAGCAAGAAGGUUAUUCACAGGGAUUUAAAACCUGACAAUCUGCUUCUUGACGAAAAAGGACAUGUACAUUUGACGGAUUUUAAUAUAGCGACAAUUCUAGAAGAUGGAAAGUUGGCAACGUCCAUGUCAGGAACCAAACCAUACAUGGCUCCUGAAAUAUUUAACACAGCUAGUGAGGAGACUCAAGGAUAUUCCUUUGGUGUUGACUGGUGGAGUUUAGGAGUUUGUAUCUAUGAAAUAUUAAGAGCAAAGCGACCAUAUGAAAUUCAUGCCAACACAAGUCUGUCGGAAGUAAGACAAAUUUUUGCUUCUGAAUCUGUUCACUACCCUACAACUUGGUCAAGAGAAAUGAUACAUGUACUUCACAGACUUCUUCAACAUGAUCCCAAGAAAAGAUUAGACAGCUUAGAGGCCUUGAAACAGGAAAGCCUUAUGGCAGAUGUUGAUUGGGAAGCUGUCGAGGCUGUUAAUGUCCAACCUAGCUUUGUGCCUCCUAAAGACCACUUGAACUGCGAUCCUACUUAUGAGCUAGAGGAAAUGAUCAUUGAAGCUAAACCACUUCACAAGAAGAAGAAGAGAUUGAAAAAGUUGUCAGGCAAGAUGGAGAGUGAAGAGGAAAUGGAUCCUAUUCAAAUGUCUUUAGAAGAAAUCAAAAGAGAAUUCAAGCUGUAUAACAGAGAGAGGUUACUUAUAACUCGAAGACUAACCAAAACAAAUGUGACCUCUGCCCAAGAAAACAGUGAAGAAAAAAAUGCUGAAAUGUCAGUAACAGAUGCAAAACUAUCAUGAUAUUGGUGUGUACCAGUAUUACACUAGUAAAGCUCAUUUAAUAUGUGAAUCCACCAUGAGUGUAGAACAAGCGGAAAAAAAAGUAGAAUUUUUUUACUGUUAAUCUGUAAUAUUUUAUGGUCAUUAUGUUUUGACCUUUUGCCCUCUAAGAAUAAUUUUACAUCAAAUGUGUGUAAAUCACUUUAAAUGCCACCAACUUUUCACGUGGUCUCUUGUCAGAUCUCAGCUUGUCAUCUGCAAAUUAUUACAACAACUAUCUUGAAUCCUCUUUGGAAAAUUUUGAAAAUUAACUCUCAUAAUGAGGUUUGAAUUUCUGUAAUCCGAAUUUUUUCAGUGUCGUUAUGUAGAUAUGUUGUAGCAAAAAUGUGCUCAAAGAAAUGCAGUGAGUAAGAGUAGUUUACUUUGUCAAUAGAUAGAGGUGGUCUUAAAGCAAUCCAGCUCAUGAACAUUACAGUAAAAGAGUAGAUGCUGUUGCCAAAUUGGUUAAUGCUUGACUCUAGAUCAAAAGGUCCAGAAUUGAGUCUUGCUACGGGUUGAGUAUUUUGUGUUCUUUGGGAGGACACUUAGCUUCGACAGUACCUUUCUUUACCCAGAGGUGUUAAUGGUUACCAAUGGUCUGUCAGAGAAUCCAGACAAAAUGCUAGUAGUAACCUGCAAUGGACCCAGCAUUCCAUCCAGGGAGGGAAACAACUCUCCUUUUUGUUUUAUGCUGCAAAAAACAGUAUAAGCUUCGGCAGCUAGUUGAGUCAUUCUGUCAGUAUUUCAUAGUUUGUACUUAUUUGUGUUCAGAAGUGAUAUAAUUUGCUUUAUUCUUAUAAUUAUUCUAAUGUAGUUGUCAGUAAUAAUUACUUUAGUAAGUGUUUCUGAGUGAUUCCAAACUUGAUGGAGGUUUUUUUAUGUAAAAUGUUAUUGUAGGUUAGUGAAUAUAGAUUUUAUUUGGUGAGUUUCCAGUUCCAUUUGGGAGUUUACCCAUAGGUCUGUCCAGAAGCAUCUCAUUGAAAGGUUUGGAAAAAUAGUUCUAAGCAGUGCACACAGAGCCCUGCAGUUAUUUGCACUAGUUUUUGCACCUUUACUUGCAGUGGUCAGGAAGUGAAGUGAAGAAAAAGAUUGAUCUGAAUUACAUGACAUGUUGUAACACCCAAACCUGCAUUAAUAGAUUACUACUUAAAUUCCAAUUUAAUCUCAGUAGAAUUAAAAUGGAAAUUUUCCAUAUGAUUUAAUUUAUUUAAGAAAUAUUUAUAAGUAUGUAAUGUUCUCUCCACGAUUCAGUCAUAAACAUUCGUUCAUCUUUUUUUCCUGAUUAACAAAAUGGAAUAUGAACUAAUCAAUAGCAUGGAAAAGUGCGCUAUCCCUUUGGUAUUGUGUGAUUUCCUUUAUUUCAUGUUGGUACUUGGUUAAUAUGGUUUAAUACUUCUUAAUAUUUUGACAGGUUUGCUGACUGCUUGUUUCUUUUGCAUAUCAUUAUUGUAGGAUAAAUGGUUCUUUAAGCUUACAACUUGCAUCUAUUGCUAAUUCUUUUUUGAAAAGAAAUAGUUUUGGUUAUGCAACAAGAUCAAGCUUGUUUCAUAUUUAGGUAUCUUGUUGUGUUGCUUUACUUUACCCAUGAUUGUUUUCUGGUUUACUUUGGAAAAUUUAUCACACCUAGUUGGUUACAGUGUUUGAGUGUGACUUUGUCUUAGAAACAGAUCUGGAAUGUGUUGUACCUCAAAUCCCCAUGUAUGUAGUCCUGCCAUGUGCCAUAGCAGACCCCAGAUUUUUCAGUUCAAUCUUUUUGUCUAAAGAUUUCAACUAUAGAUAUGAUAUGUUUGGGCAAUGAGUUGAAGGGGGCGGGGAGGUAGAUUCCACAAAAAAAGUAACAAUACCAUAUUAUAUUAAAGAAGCAUGAACACAGAGGUGCAGUUUCAAAGGCAGAUUCUUGAUUAUUAAACUUUUUUAACACCUACUAAAUGUCCAACAGGCAUAUGUUUCCUAAAAAGAGCAUUAGAAAAAAUGUGUAGGUUGAUGAUAUAACAUUGAUGGAGAAAAUAAUUUUGGGUUUAACCCCAGAACUUAACUGUGAAUGGUUAGUUCAUUUACCAGUUUCCUUACAGUAAAUAAGUCAAAUUGUAGGUUAUUAACUAAAGAGAGUGAUAGGUAAUAUAAGAUUAUUGAUUCAGAGAAUUAUGAAAAUCUGAUUAUGUGUGAGGGAUGUUAAGUGCCAUUGUACAAACAAAGAAAAAAAUAAAGGCUAUGUUUAAUAAUA
Messenger RNA from Pocillopora damicornis (cauliflower coral), 3638 nucleotides. RefSeq names its product serine/threonine-protein kinase 32B. NCBI's taxonomy places the organism in Eukaryota, Metazoa, Cnidaria, Anthozoa, Scleractinia, Pocilloporidae. Gene Ontology annotation, biological process: regulation of signal transduction; protein phosphorylation; G protein-coupled receptor signaling pathway. Gene Ontology annotation, molecular function: G protein-coupled receptor binding; ATP binding; G protein-coupled receptor kinase activity. The record is from RefSeq and is a predicted model, not a curated record.